AUGCCGGCCGCAUAUGAAAUUCGCUCGGGGGGCGAUGCCCGCAACAAGAAGCAGAGUAUGGCCGAUCUGAAGUAUCGCCGUCUCAUGGAGCUCAACAGCCGCCUGAAGGAGGAUCUGGAUCGGCCUCGUGUCAAGGUGUCUGAAGCAGCGCUCUCACUGAUCAACUACUGCAACAACACGAGAGAUUUCAUGGUGCCAUCCGUCUGGGGUCAGGUGGACAAGCGAGAGGACCCGUAUGCUCCUCAACAGUCAGGUGGCUGCUGCACCGUCAUGUAA
Messenger RNA from Paecilomyces variotii, 276 nucleotides. Its product is annotated as G-protein complex gamma subunit GpgA. Gene Ontology annotation, cellular component: heterotrimeric G-protein complex. Gene Ontology annotation, molecular function: G-protein beta-subunit binding. Gene Ontology annotation, biological process: G protein-coupled receptor signaling pathway. The coding region runs from base 1 to 276 and encodes 91 amino acids. The record is from RefSeq and is a predicted model, not a curated record. The transcript has 3 exons. NCBI's taxonomy places the organism in Eukaryota, Fungi, Ascomycota, Eurotiomycetes, Eurotiales, Thermoascaceae.